Messenger RNA from Parascedosporium putredinis, 378 nucleotides. Lineage: Eukaryota; Fungi; Ascomycota; Sordariomycetes; Microascales; Microascaceae. The record is from the annotation of a GenBank genome assembly.
AUGAGGUACGAUAGGCAGCAGCAACACCACUUGCAACAGCAGAAUUCCUCGUCGAUAGACAUGGACUGCGGUAACUCCUUUCAAGGUUCCGACGGCAAGUGGCUAUACUCGUCUAGCCCCGCGGAGCCUUAUAUGCAGAGCGGGUAUGAGGAACUUAUGCGCCGAGACGCUGAAAGGCAGCAACAGUUUGCUGACGCACCCAAGGAUGAGCCUUCGCCUUUCAACGUAUCCGUGGGAGGAUUCGGUUAUUCUCGGUCCACGGACCCGGUCUACAAGAAUUCGAAUGGGGCAUUCUCGACGGCGGAGCACUCUGGACAAACCUGGGCGGGUUUGCCUAAAACCCAAGCAGGGACGGCAGACGCGAUGGAAAUUAUGUAG